GAAGACGAAUACGACGUAAGAAAAAAGGGAAACCGGUGACAAGGCGUGGUGUCGCGCAUGCAAGAUAUACACGUCCUCAAAACCCAGAAGGUUAAGGUUUUGGGAUCACAUUGUCUCAUUCAUGUAUUCGUUGGGUAGCUCAAGAUGCAGCGCUCUCGAGCUUUUACUAAGCGGAAGAGAGAAAAAACGUACUUUCUACCAGACGAAUGACGAACGUUAUUUGAAAAGAUAGGGAGAAAAUUUGACUUUUUUCUCUGCGAAAUUGGAAGAAUUGCACAAGUAAAAUGGCACUUCUCCGCAAAUUAUUCUAUCGCAAGCCACCGGAUGGACUUCUAGAGAUUUCUGAGAGAAUCUAUGUUUUUGAAUGUUGUUUUACUAUGGACUGUUGGAACGAGAAGAACUAUAAAAGUUACUUAGCAGGCAUAGUCAGUCAAUUACAGCAGCAAUUUCUUGAUGCUGCGCUGUUAGUUUUCAAUUUCCAGAAGUCGGAGGUGGAGAAUGCGAUUUCAAAGAUUAUGUCAGAGUGUGGUAUGACCAUAAUGGACUACCCUAGGCAUUAUGAGGGUUGUCCUAUCCUUCCAGUGGAGUUAAUUCAUCACUGUUUGCGUUCAACUGAAAGUUGGCUUGCAUUGGGGCCACAAAACAUUCUACUGUUGCAUUGUGAAAGAGGUGGAUGGCCAGUUUUGGCUUUUAUGCUUGCUGCACUUCUGGUUUAUAGGAAACAGUACACUGGGGAGCAGAGAACCCUGGAUAUGGUUUACAAGCAAGCUCCCCGUGAACUUUUGCCAAUGUUAUCUCCCCUAAAUCCCAUUCCAUCGCAAAUCCGGUACCUUCAAUAUGUGUCAAGGAGAAAUGUUGCUUCACAGUGGCCUCCCUUGGAUAGGGCAUUGACUUUGGAUUGUAUAAUGUUCAGACAUAUUCCUGAUUUCAAUGGAGAGGGUGGCUGUCGUCCUUCAUUUCGUAUUUACGGACAGGAUCCUCUUAGUGAUGAAGAUAAAACACCAAAAUUAUUGUUUUCAACUCAAAAAAAGAACAAAGCUAUACACUUGUAUAAGCAGGCAGAGGCGGAGCUUGUUAAAAUUGAUAUCAAUUGCAAUAUCAAAGGGGAUAUUGUGAUUGAGUGCACAAGCCUUCACAAGGAUUUGGAGCAUGAAGACAUGAUGUUUCGUAUUGUGUUCAACUUAGCUUUUAUAAGGUCAAACAUUAUAAUGCUUAAUCGAGAAGAAAUUGAUACACAAUGGGACACUAAGGAUCACUUCCCAAAGGACUUUAGAGUAGAGGUUCUGUUUUCGGACAUGGAGGCUGCUACAUCUACUGUUACUGCCAAAUCGUUGUGCUUUGAGGAAAAAGAGGGUCUGCCAGUGGAAGCCUUUGCGAAAAUUCAGGAGUUUUUCAGUCAUGUUGAUUGGUUAGAAUCAAAAACAGAUGCUUCUCAAAGUAUGAUAAUAGAAGUUCCGGUCUCCCACAAUUCCCCCGAACACUUUGAAUUUGCGACUUUGCAAGUACUACCUCAUGAUGAGUGUACUGACCCAGUGCGAAGAUCAACGCUGCAGGAGUUAAAUGAAGAGCUGAAGUCUACCAUAUUUUGUAAUCCAAAGGAGUCAGAGAAUGAAGGCUCACUUCAUAAACUUAUGUUAAAGGAUUGCAAGUUAAGUGCACAGAUGGAUAAGCCUCAGAACUUCAAUGUUCGGAUGGACCAAUAUCACCCGGAGGCAACGGCUCAUAAAGAUUUUGGAUCUUUUACUACUUCAUGUGUUUCCCAGAAUCAGUAUAUAGAGAGUGGUGGUGAUGUAAAUGGUGGUAAAACAACAUCAGGGCUUUUAGAGUCGACCCCUUUUUUGGCACCAUUACCCUCUAUGCCUUCUCAACAAUUGCGUCUACAAACUCAACCAGUUGGGUUACAAGAAGAUUUGGCUUAUAAACAUACUCAUUUCGGCCUUGAAGACUAUUCACCAUCAGCAUUUUCUCAGUCAUCUCCAACUGCUGCAGCAAAGGACAUCUCAAUUUUAAGUGGCAGACUUUUGCCACCAUUAGCGACUGUUAAAAAGGCAGAUGUUGAUCCUAUCCUUAAGGGUUCAAAAGUGAUUUCCAGUUAUCAAUUGGUAAACUCAACUUAUUCUGUAAAAACACCUUCAAGAAAGGAUCAUCGUUUUGAAACAUUAACUUCAGCAUUUCCCUCACCUCCAAGACCAAGUUCCAUUCCAGUAACACAAGAAUCCACUCUUGGAUCUCCAGCUAGAGCAGAAUGCUCUCUUCCUUGUGUACAGCUACCUUCUCUGGCAAAUGAAAAGCAAGCUACUGGUAGAAGAUUUUGCUCAUCAUCUCUCUCAAAUGUACCUACUCAAACUUUAGAAAAUAAGGUAGAAGAAACUGAAGCGGUGCCAUCCCAGCCUCAUUUUGAACCACCAUGCAAAAAUAGUGCCGUCAUGUCUGAACCUUGCCCCCCUGCACUUUCUCCUAUGUCUCCUUUAAAGAACUAUAGAAAAGGUGAAACUCCUCCUGCCCCACUUCUGCCCCAGAAGUUGGGGUCUUCAAGGUCAUUUCCAGCACCACCUCCUCCUCCACCUUAUGGCCCUGGACUUGAAUCCUGCCAAACACAAAACUCUUCUUCUGUUCCAUGUGCACCUCCACUUCCAGUUAAUUUUGGUCAAGGACCACCAAAGAUGGGUUCUAGUACAGCUCCUGCACCUCCUCGAAGUUCUCUUAAUUGGAAGGGAAAAUAUUCAUAUUAUGCAGGAUCAAAAAAUUCCCAAACCAGAAAGCUAAAGCCAUUGCAUUGGUUGAAGCUGACGAGAGCAGUGCAAGGGAGUCUGUGGGCUGAUACUCAGAAUUCUGAAGAAAAUGCUAUUGCUCCUCAUUUUGACAUGUCAGAAUUGGAGAGUCUCUUCUCUACUUCAGCUCCAAAUUCAGAUCUGGGAGGUAUUCACAGCAAAGCUGGACGUGGUCUUGGAGCACCCAAAUCAGAUAAAGUGCAACUGAUUGAUCAUCGGAGAGCGUAUAAUUGUGAGAUUAUGCUCUCAAAAGUUAAAGUUCCGUUACAAGAAUUGAUGUGUUCAGUCCUUUCGCUAGAAGAUUCUUCAUUGGAUAUUGAUCAAGUGGAGAAUCUCAUAAAAUUUUGUCCAACCAAAGAAGAGAUGGAAGUGUUGAAGGGAUACAAUGGAACAAUUGAUAAGCUUGGGAAGUCUGAGCAGUUCUUUCUUGAAUUAAUGCGAGUGCCUAGAGCUGAAGCGAAAUUAAGAGUUUUUUCCUUUAAGAUGCAGUUUCGUGUUCAGGUUUCUGAUCUUAGGCAGAGCCUCAACAUUGUGAAUUCUGUAGCGGAUCAGGUCAGAAGCUCAGUGAAACUCAAACGAAUUAUGCAGACAGUUCUUUCUCUGGGUAAUGCUUUAAAUCAGGGUACUGCUAGAGGCUCUGCUGUUGGUUUUCGUCUUGAUAGCUUGUUGAAGCUUACAGAAACUCGUGCACGGAAUAACAAGAUGACGUUAAUGCACUAUCUUUGCAAGGUGAUUUCCGAGAAAGUUCCAGAGCUUUUAAAUUUCUCGAAGGAUCUUGAUAGUAUUGAACUAGCAACAAAGAUCCAACUCAAAUUCGUGGCAGAGGAGAUGCAAGCAAUUAACAAAGGACUAGAAAUGGUAGUGCAAGAACUGUCAAUGUCAGAAAAUGAUGGCCCUGUCUCUGAAAAGUUUCAGAAGAAUCUGAAGCAAUUUCUCUGUUCUGCUGAGGCAGAGGUUCGCUCGCUGGCGUCACUUUAUUCUAGCGUUGGUAGAAAUGUUGAUGCUUUAAUAGUAUACUUUGGGGAAGAUCCAGCUCGUUGCCAAUUUGAGCAAGUUGUCUCAACUCUAGUUAAUUUUACACGAAUGUUCAACCGAGCACAUGAGGAGAACUGCAAGCAACUUGAGCUUGACAAAAAGAAAAAAGAAAAAGAUUCAGGAAAUCAAAAAGGUUAAGAUUUCAGGACAAAUCUGAUAUGAUGAUACUUAGUUGCUCCAAGUGUGGAAAAGGGAAAAUCAGAUGCCUCAACUCAACUCUCAAGUGAAGGAAUCAACUUCAAGGUUGCAAGGAUAGGAUUAUCUAUCUUUCUCGGUGCAGCUUUGACUUAUUUAUAUUUUGUGCUGAUACACUAACACAACCCUUCCAGUAAUUAAGUAGCAUGGUUACGGCCAUGGCCAGGGUGGUGGAUCUUGGCCUCUACACAAAAACUGUUGAAGAUCCGUCAUUGGGCGUAGGUGUUUCUUUCGCCAUAAUGAGAAGCUAAGGCAGAUACCCUUUGUAAUCCUUUUUUUUACUUUGCCAAAUUCUGAUAAUGAGGCUGUGGUAUGCGACAGGGGAAUAUUAUAUGAUGGCAGACAUGUCAACUACUAGUGUAAAUGAGUUUACAAUAAGUUGUAGUUAGCAAACCGUACAUCAUACCAAUGUAAAUGAAAUAACAAUAGGCAUAAGCAUUGUAUAGAAGAAUCAAGGAUGUUUACUUUUUUAUUUUGUUUCUUAUUUUUGAUUUACAUUGGAGAUGUGCUUUCUAGAUAGAUUGGAGGUGUGCUCUAGUUAAGACAGUUGCUGGUUCAAAUAAUCAUGUAAAGCAAAGUUAUAUUGAUGAGAGUAUGUACAUCAUUAUAAUUUCAAUUCUAUUUGUGACUCUGACCCCAAAGAAUUUGUUUGCAAUGAUUUAAAGAAAGUAUUUUAAUAAUGUAAUUUUUUUUCGCCUCUUUUACGGUUCACCUUAAUGUCAAU
Molecule: messenger RNA, 4725 nt
Organism: Amaranthus tricolor (Joseph's coat)
Lineage: Eukaryota; Viridiplantae; Streptophyta; Magnoliopsida; Caryophyllales; Amaranthaceae
Product: formin-like protein 18
Exons: 17
Coding region: 285-3944 (1219 amino acids)
Source: RefSeq, a predicted model, not a curated record